CCCGUCUUGACUCUUCAGCCCUCCCCAGCAGCGGCUCCGUCAUGUUUCGCCUGUUGGUGGUGAGCGCGCUGACGCUGCUGGGAGCCGCCGAGCCGGCGUUCCAGGGCGACCCAUCCACAGCGGCCAUCCUGGCCGACACGCGCCGGCUCCGGGCCGACGGCGGCCUGGACGUGGCCUACGCCCAGGAAGACGGCGUCCUCUUCAAGGAGACCACCAGCGGCGACGGCGAGCGGCGCGGCUCGUACCAGUUCGUCGGCGACGACGGCAAAGAGUACCGCGUCGAGUACACGGCCGGCGCCGGCGGCUUCCAGGUGAUUAGCAGCACUCACGUGGACAGCACGCCCAGCAGCCAGCCGCCGGCACAGCCUGCGCCAACUGAGCGCUACCAGCAGCCCGCCCGCGCCGCCUCUCGUCCCGUGACCGAAAAGAAAAGCUUCAGCUCGUUCAGCCUCAGCUACGACAGCAGCGAGCCGCUGACACCCGUGUCAGCGGCGACAGCUCCUCCGCCGCGGAGGACGACCACAACCACCACGACGCAAAGACCAGUCCGCAAAAACUUCCACAACGGCAAGGUGUCGCUGGAAAGGGACAACAAGGGAUACGUCUAUACCUACAGCAAAACUGAUUAAAAACUGUGAUUUGAUGUCAGGGGCAUUCAUGUUUGGAAGGGGUCUAAUCAUUCAAUUCAGAUUAGAGAUGUCAAUCAGAUACCAACUUUUUGGUAUACCGAUACCAAACCGAUACCAAAUUGGUAUUUGGUAUUUUAAGGCAUUUGGUAUUUUGCUGGUAUUGUGAACCGUCCCUAAUGUAAAACAGGCUGUGAAUGUGGUAAAUAGUUGGUAUUUUCUUGAGUUUACCAAGUUGGUUCGGAUUCGGUAUUCUUCCAUGGUUAUUGUUGGUGUUUGGCUUGGUAUCGGUAUAAAGGUGUUCGUAAAUUGACAUCACUAAUACAGAUACUAAAUGACGUUUAA
Amphibalanus amphitrite is the source of this 971-nucleotide messenger RNA. Its product is annotated as cuticle protein 2-like. The coding region runs from base 42 to 629 and encodes 195 amino acids. The transcript has a single exon. NCBI's taxonomy places the organism in Eukaryota, Metazoa, Arthropoda, Thecostraca, Balanomorpha, Balanidae. Gene Ontology annotation, cellular component: chitin-based extracellular matrix. Gene Ontology annotation, molecular function: structural constituent of chitin-based larval cuticle. The record is from RefSeq and is a predicted model, not a curated record.